Messenger RNA from Cladophialophora yegresii CBS 114405, 1215 nucleotides. RefSeq lists its product as uncharacterized. NCBI's taxonomy places the organism in Eukaryota, Fungi, Ascomycota, Eurotiomycetes, Chaetothyriales, Herpotrichiellaceae. The transcript has a single exon. The coding region runs from base 1 to 1215 and encodes 404 amino acids. The record is from RefSeq and is a predicted model, not a curated record.
AUGACCUCCCCAAACCACUAUGCAGUGCUAGGCGUCUUGCGAUUUGCGACACACGCAGAGAUCAAGGCCGCGUACAACCGUCUCGUUUUGCAAGCUCACCCAGACAAGGGCGGCUCACCGUCAGAUUUUAUCAAGAUUCAAGCAGCGUGGGAAGUACUGAGAGAUACAUCAGCGCGGGCCGAAUUUGACCGAAAAAUUCCUUUCGCAACUGGUGUACCGGGCCAGCCUCAAUCAUCAAGAGGUAAGUCCCCUCGCGGUGCCGAGUCCCGCAGUGGUGAACGUAAGUCAUCACCCGGUAGCCGUCACUCUCAUCCCGCAGGCGGAAACACCGGGCCCAGCACAAAACCCAAUUCCCAUAGAUGGAGUGGAUAUCGUGAGUCUGCGGGUGGAAACGCUUAUAACAACUAUCACGGCUUCUCUGCCAAAGAUACAGACGAUGGAGUUCCAAAAUCAAGAUCACGACCGACGAAUCCAGAGGGCGCAUCAGCAAAGCAACAUCAUACUCGUGGGCGCGAUGAGCCUUCGCCCAAGGAUACACCUAUGGCAGAUCCGCCAGACGAGCCAAAGCCAGAAAGACCGUCACAUGAGCGAAGCCACUUUGCGGGAGUAGGGACACGCAAUUCACACGCAAGAGGCAGACAGAGAAGCCCCAGCCCUGCCCCUGACCAUCCUCGUGGAAGAUGGUCCCCUCCGGGUGCAGCGCACACAGAAAUGGACAUCAAGCCUAUCCAAGAUCUCGCUGACAAGGCAGCUCGAAAUCUCAAGAGCUACAAAGAGCUUCUAGAGGUGGUUCGUUUCCGUACAAGUUCCCACCCGCUGACCCAGCUGAGCGAGGAGAUGCAUAUGAAGCUCCGACACGUUCAAUGUUGUCUGUCCGCGCGCGAGAUGAAGAUCAAGCUCCGUGUCUACGCCAUCAUGAACUAUAAUGCCGAGGUGCGAGCACGCCAGACUACCACACCGUUGGAAUCCUUCUACCCGUCUCUGAUAGAGACAAUACUAGAUACAGACAUGGACAAUGUGUCGGACCUGAACCAUGCGAUGGGACGCGUGCUUCGCGACACGGCCGAGAUGGUGCGAGUCAAGCAGGUGCUAGACUCCAAGGCUAUGAAGCUCACCGACGGAGAGAAGUCGGUCAGGAAUUGGAGGAGCUCUAUCGACGCAUUGGCCCGGUUGUUGACCAAGAUCCUUACAAGCUCCUUCGCCACUGUGGCUUGA